CGCGUACGCAUGCGCAUGUAUUUCUAAAUCCAAGAUGGCGGAGAAAUUUUGGAAAAUUUAAUUUAAGUUGUUAAAGAUUUAUCAGUUGCAAGAAUGUGGCCCGAGUUACUUGACAUGACUCAUGAGGAGUCAAAAAGGAUAUUGAGGCGUGUAGAACUGGAAGCUUACUCUUCCAUUGUUUCUGCUUUCCGUGCUCAAGGAGACUUGAACAAAGAGAAGAAGAAAAUUCUGCAUGAUCUGCAACAGUUUCUCAGUAUCUCUACAGAACGCCACAGAGCUGAAGUAAGACGGGCUGUAAAUGAUGAGAAACUUGCAACAAUUGCUGACAAUAUGUCACCAUCAAAUACGACACAAGAAUGGUUAAUUGAGGGACGUAGAUUGGUUCCCCUGAUGCCCAGACUGGUACCCCAGACUGCGUUCACAGUGACAGCAAAUCAGGUUGCCAACAUGCAAGCAGAGAAAAAUGCCUCCCUGCCUAGUCCAUCACAGACAGGAAUCAGGGAAAAUAUUGCUGCAGCCUCCUCAAUGUCUUCUCCACCAUCCACACCCUGGACAUCUCGACCAUCAAGUCCUACCUCCAAUGUUGUUGUUCUUCCCAGUGGAAUGUCUAUUCACAUUAAAGGAGGUUUAAAUACCGAGGAAGACGACGAUGUACAGAUUCGUAAACGAAGACGUAGCACCUCCACUGAGAGUAUGUUUUCUCCAACCGGAACUUCGGUGCCACAGGUCACAUAUACAACUACUAUGAGUAACACUUCUGCCAUAUCACCAAAGAAAAUCACAAUUAGUAAGAGUCCACAAGCCCAACCACGUGUGGUAGCUAGUAGCAGUCAAACUCAAAAGGUUAUUUUGGUAUCAAGUCAAGGACACUCCCCACAAGUAACUGUAGCUCAAAAAACAACGAUGCCAAUGGGAAGAUCUACUGUAUCGACUGGUACUUCUACAACAAACCUUCCCAAGUCUGUAAUACUGCCUCUAUCUAGUUCUAUAGCUACAGGUACAAACACAGGAAAUAUAUCAGCAACAGCCCCAUACUUCACAAACACAACUUCUACAGUUGUAACACCACUAACAUCUACUGGUGUAGGCACAUCAACUACAGCAUUCCUGACACCAACAAUCACUGCCUCUAGACCUAGAUUCAAAACUGUUCCAAGGCAAAAAUUAAUGCAGGUACCAUCCCCUAGACCUGGUAUGGUGAUACCGAUGAGUCCACAACCGGUACAGCCCUCACCACAAACUAUACAGGGGAUCAAACCUGGACCGAAACCUACCAUACAGAUCAGGCAGGAGGGAGGUAUGAAGAUUAUCACUCAGAGUGUUGGAAGUGGUACAAGCAAGAUACUACCCAAACCAAGUGGUACCCCAGUUGUUGUAGUCAGUGCUGGAAGCAGUACACAAUCUUCCGUUGCUAUGGUGUCAAGGACAGGGUCAUCUCUCACAGCUGGUACAAAAGUAUUAAACAUACAGACACAAGGUGGUAAGAUUAUAACGGCACCAAGGGGUUCCAGUGUUGUGACAGUUAAUCCUAAAACUCUACAUUUAACUGCUGUCAAAAAUGCUGCUGGAAUUUCAGGUGCUAAACCUAAUGUGAUAGUUGUACAGAAGACCCAACCUAGAAGACCCGGGGUACCAGUGACACCUGGUACUAGUACUGGUGGGAAACAAACUACAGCAGUUAUAUCUAGCCCUUUUGAAAAGGAGUUGGUGAGUUUUUUACAGAAACAAGACCCAACAAAGCAAUAUGUUGUAACAACAACUACAGCAAACAUUGGUAGAUCAACAGAUACACAGAGAAAAGUUAUAGUCACUACAUCAGGUCAUGGAGACCUUGCUAAACAGAUCAGUCAGUCACUGCAGAAAUCAAAAUCUGAUACUUCACAACCCUCCUCUAAUAUCUUACAAGACCUUAUAACAGCUGCUGGCAUUGUGCCAGAUGGUAACCAAGACAACCAAUCAGGGGAAGUCACUCUUAAUCUGGAUGAAGCACAGUUAGCAGCCUUGACAUCUGUUGCACAGGAUAGUACACAAACUAAAGUGACAACAUCUAUGCCAAAUAAUGAAUGGUUUGAGUAUGACGUCACAGAUGAGCAGGGUAAUACAUAUACCCACACGGCCGAGUCGGCUGACACCGCAGCGGCCAUACAAUCAUUAUUAGACAUGCAAGCUAAUCAGACUGCGGCUAAACCAAAGGUGACGGUUCAGAGGUCGUCCAGUGUAGAUCUGAGUCAGUUAUCUGAUCAUCUUAAUCAGCAGCAGUUUUAUACGAUCGAGCAAGCUAUGAGUAUGUUGAAUCAGAGUGAGAAAGACACUGCAACGUCAUAUAUUCAAAGUGAGGCUCAGAACGUAGUGGCAGGUUUGGAUGACAGCGGGGACGAAAUUCUUACUGCAGUACCGUUGUCAUUACAUCAAGACAUUCAAACAAGCACUGUAACCACGGCAUCUCAGGGGAAAACCCAAGAGCCUGGUGGCGGUGACCUUGACCCUCAGACUGGAAUGUUUUAUGUGCAGAAAGGUGGUACAAUAAGUGGUAUUAAAAUUGCUGAUGGACAGCAAGUUAUAGUGAGUGGUGACGGUGACGCAAAGAAGUACGAUCUCUUAAGUAGCUCAUUAGCUCAGGCACAAAUUGACCUUGACCCAUUCCAGUUUAUAGAUGAUGGUAACCAAGGUAACAAGACAGUGGAAAGCUCAUCUAGUGCACCUGUACUUAAUGAAGUAUUAACUACGGAGACAGUGUCAACAGAGUCAAAUGUUGGCAGUUCUUUGCUCGGAUCCUCUUCCGACUCGAUGUUGAUACAGAAAGUUGUUGGUACAUCUCCUAUCACAACUUCCACACCAGCCAUACGUAUACAACCGAGCACGUUCAUACCUAUACAAGAUGUCAUCAAAUCAUCUACCGUUAAAACAUCAACCAUUGGUAUUACAUCUACUAAACCUGUAAGUAUAAUUCACCAAUCAAAUACUACUGACACUCAAAUAGAGGGAUUUCAAUCAUUAGAUGCCAGUGCUUUACCUGGUAGACGGAAAAGAAAAGUAUUAUCAGGGGAAGAAAUAGCUAGCUCACCCCCUGCUGGAAGUGGUGCCCCAGGGGGUUGGGUGAGAGCAGCUCUAGGGGUAUUGAAUAAAGUAUCCAAGUAUCGAGGUUUGAACAGAGAUAAAAAUGAUUUAAAUGCAGCUACAUGGUUCACUCAACCAGUGGAUCCAGCUGAUGCCCCAGAUUACUACACUAUUGUAGAAAAUCCCAUGGACUUUGGAACUAUCAAGAAAAAACUUGAAUCGUGUAGAUACGAUGAGUUUGAAGAUUUCCAUAGCGACAUGAUGUUAGUGAAAGAUAAUUGUUACCUAUAUAAUCCGGAACAAAGUCUCGUGCGUAAAGAUUGUGACGAGGUAUUCAGUUUCUACAUGUCAGAGCACGAGAAACUCAUGGAAAAAUGGCAAAAAACUCAUAUUGGUUCCCCAGUCUCCAAGAAACCUCGGACAGACAGAAGCCCUAUCAGACCAUGAGUUUAUCUGGAAUAAUAUAAACAUUUACAUCAAAUAAUUAUACAGUGCUUAUUUGUUACAUACAAAGAUUUUUAGUGUACAUGUAUGUUUACACAUGUAUGUUAAAGCUACAUGCCUUCAGAUUCAUACUAAUUUUCAUGAAAAUUUUAAAAAUGUAUUUAAAAGUAAAAUAUUGUGAAGCUAAGAUAGUAAAUGACACAUUGCAAAUGGCACUUACAUUCUAUGUAAGUAAUUCAAAUGAGGUCAUAAAAAUGCAAAAAUAUUCUUUAGUUUACUGCAUUAGUCACAUAGUGUAAAUAUAGUGAUAAAUACUGCAAAAUCAGUCAUUAAUCGCACAUAAUAUGUAAAUUAUGAAUCUUUUUACCUUUCUUAAAAUCUUCGUACAUUUUUCCUAAGUUUGAUUUUUCUUGAAAUAUUUUAGCUCAUCUGGAGGCAUGCGGCUUUAACUUUGAAGCUGACUUAAAUCAUAGAAUAUGAUUUUUGUCAUCUGAUAAGUUUUUUGUCCGAGAUAAACAACAAUUUCUUAGGUACAGAAUUUGUUUUGUUUGUCUAUUGCAGACAAUUUAAGUUCAUGAGUGCCAUCUGAUCAUGGUCUGGAACUUUGCACUGUUCAAUUUUCAGUCUGUAAUUAUCAUGAAAUUUUUCUGAAAAUUAUGACUUGUUCUGUCCAGAUUGAAAUGGGAACGAGUGAGACUAAAAAAAAGUUUUGGUGCACCACAUUAAAUACCGUAUUCUGGUAUAUACCGGACAAGACGCUUGAAUGGUAUAAUGCUAAAAUCUCGUCUUUUUGCCCACCGAAAUGUACUUUAAGAAAUCUAAGUCAUUUCAUUUUAUAUAUAAUAAUGAAUAUAAACUGUAAAGUUUGUUGAAAAAGAAAAUUUUUUUCUACUUUGUGGUCUUGAUUUCUGCAAGCAUCUAGAGGAAGCUCCAGUGCUGCCAACAUUUUAAUGAGUUAAAUCUACAUUUAAGAUAUUUAACGUUCUAUAGUUUAAAACUACAGGUAUAUCAUUACAGGUGUACAAGCUUUAAAACGGUGUCUAUGAUUAGUUUUAUACAUACUUAAAUGAUAGUUUAGGAUAUAUAAAUUGUAUACAUGUAUGUGUUGUGUAUGUUUUUAUUAAAUGUUGCCAAAAUGUGUUCAGCUAUUGAAAAUAGCAGCAGGUUUUUAUAUCUUGUCCAAUUAUGUAUGUAAUUUUACACUUUACCAGUCUAGUUCUACAAUUUGUGUUGUUCCCAGUUAAAAGAAACAGCAAAUAAUGCAAGAGAAUUCAUUGAAAAAAUGGUGCAAUUUUUAGUCCUGAAAACAUUAAGUGUAUUAGAUUUUCACAACCUUUAUCUUAAACAGGAAUUGAAAUGUGUAUUAGUAUGAAAUAUUUGAAAUUUUCUCAAAAUUUGAACAAAUAUUUAAGUCAAUGAGGUCUUGGCUCAUAUCAAAUUGAUUUUAUUUUCAAGAAUUUAUUCCAAACCAUUUUCCUUGACCGUUUUUCCCCACCUUACAUAUAAGGGUCAUAACUCAUUAUUAUGUCAAUAAGGUCUUUACUUAAGUUUGCUUAAGUCGAUUAUUCGAGAAUUUAAACCUUCAAUUUAACUCCUACAUCAUAUAAUUAUUAUAAUACUGGAUUUUUUUCUUCAGAAAAUGCUAUCCUUAAUAUUUUCCCUGUAUAAUUAAUUGUUUGCUUACAUAGAUGGUAUUCUUUGUGGACAAUUAAUAAGUAUGUAUUUUAAUUAAUUCUUUUGAAUUAUUGUUGAUUACAAAUGCUGUAUUAUGGGUGUAAAAUAUUGUUGUUCAUUGUAAUUUUACACAUAAGACUUUGACUAAUAUAGUCUUUUAAAUCUAUUGUUACUGGAUAUUUUUAAUUAAUGAUAAAUUCUUAAACCUUCUUAUAUUAUAUAUACCAUACACAAAGUAAUUGUUAUCCAAAUCUUUUUAGUUUAUUUGUAAACGAGUCACAUGAAAUUAAAUAGAACCAUCAUAAUACUUCAAGUUUUGUUGAAGGAUAAAUUCAUUGUGUGUAGUAACAAAAUUACUGGUUAAGUGAUUCAGUUGCUCUAGAACAAAACUUAAAUGUUUAGCCAAUUAAAUAACUGCACUUUGUUAGCAUGAAGACAAAUUACUUCAUAAAGUUGUUUCUUUUUUUAUGCCCCCGCCAUGUAAUGGCCGGGGCAUAUAGUGUUACCCUGUUCCGUCAUUCCGUCCUUCCAUCCUUCCGUCAUUCUGUCAUUCCGUCAUCAUCAGUUUCCGUUCAUUAUCUUAAGAACGGUUGGACACAUUCAACUCAAAUUUGACAUAUGGAUAUGUCAUGAGAAAAUACAGGUCAAGUUCGAAUUUGGUCAUGGUUCGAUGAUUUUUGGCAGAGUUAUGCCCCUUUUACUUUGAAAAUAAUAUGAAAUUUCAGUUUCCGUUCAUUAUCUCCCCAACGGUACAACACAUUCAACUCAAACUUGACAUAUGGAUAUGUCAUGAGAAAAUACAGGUCAAGUUCGAAUUUGGUUAUGGUUCGAUGAUUUUUGGCAGAGUUAUGCCCCUUUUACUUUGAAAAUAAUAUGAAAUUUUCAGUUUCCGUUCAUUAUCUCCCCAACGGUACAACACAUUCAACUCAAACUUGACAUAUGGAUAUGUCAUGAGAAAAUACAGGUCAAGUUCGAAUUUGGUCAUGGUUCGAUGAUUUUUGGCAGAGUUAUGCCCCUUUUACUUUGAAAAUAAUAUGAAAUUUUCAGUUUCUGUUUAUUAUCUCCCCACCGGUACAACACAUUCAACUCAAAUUUGACAUAUGGAUAUGUUUUUGGAAUGCCCAGGCCAAGUUCAAAUUUGGUCAUGGUUGGAUGAUUUUUGGCAGAGUUAUGCCCCUUUCACUUUGAAAGUAAUAUGAAAUUUUCAGUUUCUGUUUAUUAUCUCCCCACCGGUACAACACAUUCAACUCAAAUUUGACAUAU
Molecule: messenger RNA, 6438 nt
Organism: Ruditapes philippinarum (Manila clam)
Lineage: Eukaryota; Metazoa; Mollusca; Bivalvia; Venerida; Veneridae
Product: BRCA2-interacting transcriptional repressor EMSY-like
Exons: 21
Coding region: 94-3504 (1136 amino acids)
Biological process (GO): regulation of DNA-templated transcription
Cellular component (GO): nucleoplasm
Molecular function (GO): protein binding
Source: RefSeq, a predicted model, not a curated record